GUUUAGUUCAGAACUCAAACUGAAGACAGAAGAAGCUCUUGACUACUUCAUUUCACAGAUACACCAAUUCAAGGCAGGCUACAGUAAAUGCUGGUAUGAAUUAGAAUAUAAUUAGUCUUUUGUCAAGGUCUACUUUAAAAAAAAAAAAUCUGUUGCAGACAUGGAGCUGAAGAGUAGUCGCAGAGAUGACACCAAAAUCACUGACAGUGACCUGUCAGAGCAGAUCAAAGCAGUGACCAAAGACAGUCACAUUCGAGCUGAGAACACAGAGUUGAUGCUGAGCUACCAGAAGGGAGAGAUCACACUCCCACAGUAUCAGCUUCUGCUCUGCUCCUUGUAUGAGGUCUAUCGUGCGCUGGAAGAUGAGCUGGACAGGAGUGCCUCCCACCCGAGUGUGGUUCCCAUCUACUUUCCCCAGGAGCUGGGUCGACUGGAGGCCCUGGAGGAGGAUCUGGAGCACUUCUUUGGCCCACACUGGCGCAAAAGGAUAACUGUGCCUGCUGCAACACAAAGAUAUGUCCAGAGGCUCAGAGAGAUUGGUAAACAGAAUCCUAGACUCCUGGUGGCCCACGCAUACACCCGCUACCUGGGUGACCUGUCCGGUGGUCAGGUCUUGGGGCGCAUUACCCAAAAGUCUCUGGGGCUGAGCAAUCAGGAGGGCCUGUCCUUUUUUUCCUUCCCGGGUGUGCCGAGCCCCAACCGCUUCAAGCAGCUCUACCGCAGUCGCAUGAACAGCAUCGAGCUGACCAAAGAGGAGCGGCAGGAGCUGCUGGACGAGGCCGUCCUGGCCUUCGAGGCCAACAUUGAGAUGUUUGAUGACCUUCAGAAAAUUCUGAGUCUCACCAAGGGCACAGAUGUGUUGAAGGACACGUCUACAACCGCCAAUCAAAAGACUCUGUAUAAUCCUGUCUUACAGUUCACCGCGGGUGUAUGUGUUGCCUUGGCAACAAUUGGCAUGGGAAUGUAUGCAUUUUGAGUGUCUGUGCUGAAUGGGUCUACCAUAUACUUUUGUGCUGGCAUUGCUUUGAAUAUAUUUGUUGCACAUCCUUAAGGCAAGUUAACACAAAGUAAUUGUAUAAUUAUAUGCUAUGUGAUUCCAUGUCAUUUUCCCCUCAUGCUAUUAACCCAAUAGUACAGUACAUAUGAAAAGUUAGAUCACUACCAACAUUCACUGCUGAUACAUGAAGUAUGUAAACAUAUCAACUGUACAUUUGUAACUGUAUAUAAACUUGUACAUUCGGAAUAUAAAUAUUCUUAAUUUUAAAACUAACUCUUAAGUCAAUAAAACUGAAACAGCA
Molecule: messenger RNA, 1298 nt
Organism: Alosa sapidissima (American shad)
Lineage: Eukaryota; Metazoa; Chordata; Actinopteri; Clupeiformes; Clupeidae
Gene: hmox1a
Product: heme oxygenase 1a
Exons: 6
Coding region: 161-976 (271 amino acids)
Biological process (GO): heme oxidation; heme catabolic process; response to oxidative stress
Molecular function (GO): heme binding; heme oxygenase (decyclizing) activity
Source: RefSeq, a predicted model, not a curated record